ACAAGCAGACACUGCAUAGCUGAUUCAACACUCAGUGACUUAUAGGAGGCCAUGACAGGUUGUUUUAACAGGGCAUCAAAAUACGUGAACAAUGGCAAAGACCUACGAUUACUUGUUUAAAUUACUUUUGAUAGGUGAUUCUGGUGUAGGUAAAACGUGUGUGUUAUUUAGAUUUUCUGAGGAUGCUUUUAACACAACUUUUAUAUCUACAAUAGGUAUAGAUUUCAAAAUACGGACCAUAGAAUUAGACGGAAAGAAGAUAAAAUUACAAAUAUGGGAUACUGCUGGUCAGGAAAGAUUCCGCACAAUUACCACAGCUUAUUACAGAGGGGCAAUGGGUAUUAUGCUCGUAUAUGAUAUUACAAAUGAGAAGAGUUUUGAGAAUAUAAAAAACUGGAUUAGAAACAUUGAAGAAAAUGCAUCAGCUGAUGUAGAGAAAAUGUUGCUAGGGAAUAAAUGUGAAUUAACUGAGAAGAGGCAGGUAACAAAAGAAAGAGGAGAACAAUUAGCUAUAGAAUAUGGAAUAAAAUUUAUGGAAACAAGUGCAAAAGCUUCUAUAAGAGUUGAGGAAGCCUUCUUCACACUUGCCAGAGAUAUAAAGACUAAGAUGGAGAAAAAAUUGGAGGCCAGCAACCCACCAAAGGGAGGUCAUCAGCUCAAGGCAUCCGAACCCAUGAGGAAGCCAACCAGUUGGUUGUCUAGAUGUUCCUUACUCUGACAGCUGUCCAGUGCUGUUUCCAUUUGGCCUCAGACUAAUGUUUCAGCAGACAGUUAUUUCACUGUAUGUUGUGAAAAAUUCUUCUGUGGGAAGUACACAAUGCAUAAAGUGAUUUUGUAACUGCUCUGACCAAAUUGUGGCUGUAUAUUUAUUUUGAGAAAGGAUUUAUGCCAUUUUUAUAAGGUAAUUCGGUCACACAUUUGAAUUGUACUCGAAGAAUUGUGUACAGUUCUGUGGAUUGAAGUAAGACUUGCUAAGCAAGUUUGUUUUUUUAUUCCCUACUUCCACCAGGGAUGAUGAUCAAGACUGUACAGAGAUGUUUUAACAGCAAGGGUUUUUUUUAUACAGUACUCAUGAUUUGUUCAUAUAGUUAUAUAAUUAUGUUAAAGCAGUGGUGGCAGGAAAAUACUCAUUUUUGCUGUCAUUUGCUUAUGUUCCGGUGGCCGAGUAAUGGGGAUGGUGUUAGCCAUGACAUAUGAUUGCCUUAGAUAUAGGAAAUCAUUGCUUGUUUACUAUUUUAUACAUUUAUUUCUGAAAAUUAGAAUUGAUUUGUUUAUAAAUUAUGAAAAUGUUGUCUUGGUUCUUAAUCUUAAUUGCAAGAUAUUAAAAUGAGUAUAUUUUACUUACGAAAAAGUUACUCUUUAACUGCAGUCGUCA
Molecule: messenger RNA, 1375 nt
Organism: Schistocerca serialis cubense
Lineage: Eukaryota; Metazoa; Arthropoda; Insecta; Orthoptera; Acrididae
Gene: Rab8
Product: ras-related protein Rab-8A
Exons: 5
Coding region: 92-718 (208 amino acids)
Biological process (GO): cellular response to insulin stimulus; protein localization to plasma membrane; regulation of exocytosis
Cellular component (GO): trans-Golgi network transport vesicle; synaptic vesicle; plasma membrane
Molecular function (GO): GTP binding; GTPase activity
Source: RefSeq, a predicted model, not a curated record